ACAGGAACAGCAGCAGCUGUUGGUACUGAAGAAGUGUCCAGCUCUGCUCAAGAGGAUGACACUCAAAUGGACCAACCUUCAGGCCCAGAGAACCCUGACCAGCAGACCACAGGAACAGCAGCAGCUGUUGGUACUGAAGAAGUGUCCAGCUCUGCUCAAGAGGAUGACACUCAAAUGGACCAACCUUCAGGCCCAGAGAACCCUGACCAGCAGAUUAAAACAGGUUGCCAAAAUGAAGAUGAGACUUUUGUUCCAAGAUUACGACGGACAAAAAGUAUAAUGAUGAAAGAAAAAAUUCCUGAAUUCUCCGAUGAGCUAUUUGAUUCCUCAUUGACUGAUGUGUCAGUGAGUGUUGAUGAGUAUGUCCCAGAUACUACUUCAGAAAGUGAAGACAGCGAUGUUAGCCUCUCACUAGUUCCAAAACGGACCCUUCCUGUUUUGAGUAACCCUGGUUCAAUGAGUCCUCCAGUCUGUGACAGCACAACACUUGACGAUGGAACCUUUGACAGCAACAGCAUAACACCUGAAGUCACUGGAGCAGAGACACCCUGCUCAAGUCAGGACAUGAUGGACACUGUAGUUGUUGGUGUUUCCCAAAAGAAAGAUGGCCACAGAGUUUAUAACAAGAGACAUUACUGUUUGUAUUGCAGCAAACCUUAUGCUAAGAUGGCAAGGCAUCUAGAGAGUGCACACAAUAAUGUAUCAGAAGUGGCCAAAGCACUGAGCUUUCCAAAGAGUUCUGCGGAGAGGAAGAAACAGCUUGACUACAUUCGCAACAAAGGCAACUACGCUCACAAUGCUACUGUUAUGGAGUCAGGAAAGGGUGAACUCGUGCCAUUCAAACGACCAACCGACGAAGUCAAAGGAGACAAUUUCAUGCACUGUGCAUACUGCCAAGGUCUUUUCAAAAGAAGGGUCCUGUGGAGACACAUGCGAUGCUGUCAGGUCAGACCUGCAUCAGCCACCCUGAAACCAGGAAAGAACCGUGUUCAGUCCAUGUGCAUAUACACAGGACCUGUGCCUUCACACAUGUCUAAACAGCUGUGGGGAGUAAUCAGUGCCAUGGUUCCCGAUCCAAUCACAGAGAUCAUCAAAAAUGAUCAUGUCAUCAUUGAUGUUGGGCAGCACCUGUUGAAUAAAGGUGGGAUGUCAGCCAAGAAUCAACAGCAUGUCCGAGAGAAGAUGCGGGAAUUGGGAAGGCUGAUCCAUGCUGCAAAGACAGUAACUGCUUUAAAAAAAAAUGGAGGACUUCAUACAUCCAAAGAAUUACUUGGAGAUGGUGAAAGCAGUCAAGAAAAUGUGUGGCUUUGA
Molecule: messenger RNA, 1311 nt
Organism: Sphaeramia orbicularis (orbiculate cardinalfish)
Lineage: Eukaryota; Metazoa; Chordata; Actinopteri; Kurtiformes; Apogonidae
Exons: 4
Coding region: 67-1311 (414 amino acids)
Source: RefSeq, a predicted model, not a curated record